CAUUAAAGUUUAUUUUGUUAGUUGUAGAUUAGUAUUAGAUAGUGCGAGAUAAUCUGUUAGUGACAAUUUCUCACGUUGAUAUGUUUCAAUUCAUAAAAUCAGCUUUUCCUAAUAUAUAUUUGGUAAAUAUAUAUAUUACGAACAUGAUAGUCAUAGCACAUAUUCAUUACUCACAUAAACACACAUAAGAUAUGUUGCUAGCAUUGCCAAUUUUUGCAUUAUUUCUUACUCUUGUAGUACUCUUCCUUCACCUUAACCCUAGAAAAAAUGUCUCAUUACACCACCCACCUCCCGGACCUAAAGGAUUUCCCUUUAUUGGUAAUCUUCAUCAGUUCGACCCUUCUAAACCUCAUGUCUACUUUGCUAAUCUAGCCAAGACGUAUGGCCCUAUAUUGAGCUUGAGAUUCGGUCAUGUACCGAUUGUUGUGGUUCAAUCAGCCAAGCUAGCUAAAGAGAUCCUCCAAACACAAGACCUAAACUUCUGCAGUAGACCAUUAAUGAUGGGAAUGCAAAAGCUAAGUUAUAAUGGUUUGGACAUAGCUUUUGCACCAUACGGUGAGUAUUUUAGGGAAGUAAAAAAGUUAAGUGUUGUUUAUCUUUUGAGCUCUAGAAGAGUUGAAUCUUUUGCUCAUAUACGCCAAGAAGAAGUUUUAAGGAUGAUUCAAAAGAUUUCUUCCCUCUCAAGAUCUUCACAGAUUGUUAAUUUGACUGAAUUAUUAAUGAGUUUUGCAAGAUCCAACAUUUGUAGGACUGCAUUUGGGAAGAGGUAUGAGGAUGAUGAUAAUUUAGGAAAGAGAUUCCAUAAGCUCUUAAAUGAAGUUGAAGCCAUGUUUACAAUUGUCUUCUUUGGUGAUUAUUUCCCCUUCCUUGGAUGGCUUGAUAAGUUAACAGGAAAAUUCUCUAAACUUGAUAAGAUAUUUAAGGAAUGUGAUGCAUUUUAUGAAGAAAUCAUUAAUGAUCAUCUUGACCCAAAUAGACCAAAAACUAAUGAGGGAGAAGAUCUUGUUGAUGUUCUACUCCAUAUCAAGAAAGAUCGAUCUUUUCAUCUCACUAAGGAACACAUCAAGGCGGUUUUGAUGAAUAUAUUUGUUGCGGGAACGGACACAAGCUCAGCCAUGGUAGAGUGGGCAAUGACAGAGCUAAUGCAAAAUUCGAAUUCAAUGAAAAAGGUGCAAAAAGAGCUUAGAACUGUUGCAGGAAACAAGGGAUUUUUAAAUAACGCUGACCUCAUGGAGUUAAGUUACUUCAAGGCUGUAGUGAAAGAAACAUUAAGAUUACACCCUGCAGCUCCAUUACUAAUUGUGCGUGAAACAAUUCAAAAAAGUAUUAUAGAAGGGUAUGACAUCCUACCCAAAACACAUGUUUAUGUAAAUGCAUGGGCAAUCGGAAGAGAUUCUAACUCGUGGAAAGAUCCAGAAAAAUUCUUCCCUGAAAGAUUUUUGGGAACUUCAAUAGAUUUCAAAGGAAAUGACUUUCAACUAAUUCCUUUUGGUGGUGGAAGAAGAAUAUGUCCUGGCAUGCUACUUGGCCAUACUAAUAUGGAACUUGCUCUUGCCAAUUUGUUAUACUCAUUUGAUUGGGAAUUGCCUAGUGAUUUAAAGAAGACACACAUGAACACUGAUACACUCCCUGGCAUUACUAUGCAUAAGAAACAUCCAAUUCGUCUUUUCGCAAAAGAAUUUCAGUGAUAAGUCAUUUGGAGAGCAAAUAAUACUUUUCAAUAAAGGUUAUAAGUUUGAUUAUCAUAGCCUAUCCUAUAAUAAAAAGGAAAUAAUUGAUAUUGAUAUAAUAUUUUCUAUUUAUUUAUACUUUUCAGAAAAUAUCAUAGUUCGAUCUCAUUGAAUCA
Amaranthus tricolor (Joseph's coat) is the source of this 1846-nucleotide messenger RNA. Its product is annotated as 5-OH-xanthotoxin synthase-like. The transcript has 3 exons. Lineage: Eukaryota; Viridiplantae; Streptophyta; Magnoliopsida; Caryophyllales; Amaranthaceae. Gene Ontology annotation, molecular function: heme binding; iron ion binding; oxidoreductase activity, acting on paired donors, with incorporation or reduction of molecular oxygen. The record is from RefSeq and is a predicted model, not a curated record. Bases 192 to 1688 code for a protein of 498 amino acids.